Molecule: messenger RNA, 3987 nt
Organism: Acanthopagrus latus (yellowfin seabream)
Lineage: Eukaryota; Metazoa; Chordata; Actinopteri; Spariformes; Sparidae
Gene: cxadr
Product: CXADR Ig-like cell adhesion molecule
Exons: 7
Coding region: 164-1291 (375 amino acids)
Biological process (GO): homotypic cell-cell adhesion
Cellular component (GO): basolateral plasma membrane; bicellular tight junction; intercalated disc
Molecular function (GO): cell adhesion molecule binding
Source: RefSeq, a predicted model, not a curated record
CGCGCUCCGCUGUGCACCUGCAGAGAGCGGCGGAGGAGGAGGAGGAGGAGGAGUGGAGUUUUGGAUGCUUCGGUCGAGCUGGGCUGCCCACUUCUCACUCGAAUUCAGCACAAGUUGUCGGAGCAAGUUUCCCUGAAGAAGUGGUGGAAUAGCUGGAACAGGAAUGGAGCUUUCGUUUGCCCGGUUCUGCUGCGUGCUGUUGAGCCUGUUUGCAGGUUUGGCCUCUGGCCUGGAGAUCACAUCUACGGGGCAGACAUCGAUAGAGAAGGCCAGUGGUCAGGGUGUGAAGCUGGACUGUCAGUUCACUCUGGCCCCUGAAGAUUCUGGACCACUGGAUAUUGAGUGGAGCUUGUUAUCCUCUGACAACCAGAAAGAAGACAAAGUGGUGAUCCUGUACUCAGGUGACAGAGCCUACGAGGACUACUAUGAACCCAUGAAGGGCCGAGUCCAUUUCAACUCAGCUGACCCCAAAAAUGGUGACGCCUCCAUCAAUCUGACGGGGCUGAAGUCGUCGGACUCAGGCACCUACCAGUGUAAGGUGAAGAAGGCUCCUGGUAUCCGCAGCAGGAAGAUGCUGCUGAUUGUCAUGGUUAAGCCAUCCAAGCCCAGGUGCUAUGCCGAAGGCCCCACGCAGGAAGGCAAAGAUAUUGUGCUGAGGUGCACAUCUAGUGAGGGCACCAACCCCCUGCAGUACAGCUGGGAGAAGACCAGUGACAACAAGCUGUUGCCUGCCUCAGCUGUGUUGGAUCCUGUGGGAGGCACCAUUAACGUGAAGAACGCAUCUGCCAGCGCAUCUGGCACCUACCGCUGCAUUUCCAGCAACCGUGUUGGCACUGAGGACUGUAUACUAUAUCUCAAUGUGACACCUCCCCCCAACACUGCAGGCAUCAUCGCAGGAGCCAUAAUUGCUGUACUCCUGAUCCUCAUCAUUAUCGCCAUCAUCCUCUUCUGCUGUUGCCGUGCGCGUCACAGGAAGAAGUACGAGAAGGAGAUCUGCAAUGAGAUCAGAGAGGAUGUGCCUCCUCCUAAGAGUCGUGUUUCGACAGCGCGCAGUUUCACGGUGGGCAGCCAGCGCUCCUCGCUGGGGUCCAUGUCGCCUUCCAACCUGCAUGAGUAUGCCCUGAAGCCUCAGUAUGACAAGAUUCCCUCAUCAGAGGACUACGAGAGGCCUCCGAGCCAUGCCCCUCUGCCCCCACCAAAUGCUGCCAAAAUGGCCGGCCCCAAUCUCAGCCGCAUGGGAGCCAUCCCGGUCAUGAUCCCUGCCCAGAACAGGGACGGCUCAAUUGUCUAGCCCGUCCUCUCUUCCUGAGAAGGGACCAUGCAACGAGGGGAGGGAACAGAGGAAGGGAGUAGGACACAAGCCAAUGAAGAAGGAGCAAGAGCUGGGAUGGGCUGACUCACCUGACUUUUAGCUCUUCAUUAUUUACAAAUAGGAGUGUUCUCCUCUUAUGAAGACCUGACUCUGCUGUGGUGCUGAGAAAAGAAUGCUGGAAACACAACAGAGCACAUAAACUUUUUAUCAAAAACAACAAAAAAAAAACUUUUAUGAAUUUUACUUUCUUGACUUUCUCACUGACAAAUGGAUAUAACGCAGAAUGGUCAAUAUACAAAUUAUAUUGUACAUAAGUGAAUGCAUGUUUUUUUUAAAUAUAGAUGGCCCUUACUGUGUGUUCAAAAGCAGAUCCAGGCCCCUAAUUGGCCAGCUGUAUGCAUGCAUGUAUGUAUAGAACUGCAGCUGUAUGUGUGAGUGUGAAUCUAAGUGUAUGUCUGUGAAUGGGAGUUUGGGAAAUGUAUAGUUCAUUUAUCGUCUUUUAAUGCCUACAUUACAGUAUGAUCAUAUAUCAGGCAGUCCAGUCUCUACAAAUUUUUAAUUCCAUGAAUUUAUUGUAAAACAAGAUGUUCUAAACUUUGAAAGACAGACUUGUUAGAAGAAAAUCUACAGAUCUGAAUUAAUCCUCCGACUGAGCUGAAAAAUGUCUAUUUGGGUCAGCCGUUUUCUGUUGAACUGUUUUCUGUUGAACCGUUUGCUGUUGAACCGUUUGCUGUUUGAAUUGUCCAGUCUGGGUUUCAGUGGGGGCGCUGAAGCAGUCAUGAUUGGCUGGUGGUAAAGGGGAGGUUCAGGCCACCACAUCCUGUGAUUGGGUGGAUUACUGCCUCUUGACCAAGCUUAAAAAACAAUAAAAGAGCCCCAUCCCUCCUCCCGAGAUCUUAAGAGGAGGUGGUGUAUAGGGAUAUAAGAGGGCAGCUGGACAGCAAGAUUCACUGAGCAAUCAGCUUUGAUUGUGUUUGACUAUCAAUAGGCCUUUAACCCCUGUGACCACUAAAACAUGUCGACCUCCCCAAACACGCGCGGCACAGUCUUAAUCUUCAUCUGUAGUAUCAGUGGCUGUGUUUAAUCCUCCUUAUUUGCAUUACACAGAGCAAAUAUCUUGAUUAACCUUCUCUACGUGGUCAAUAUGAAACUUUGCACGGCUUCUGUAGCAUUAAUUGGACUCUUUAAUGAAGGAUGUAAAGCCUGCGUACAUGAAGAAAGUGCCCACACAGAGGAACUAAUGUGAAAAGCCUUCGAUGCUGAAUUGUACUGCUCUGAAUCCACUUCACAACCUCUGGUUUGAAUUUGUUUUGCACUCUCUUGGUGCUGGACAGCUUAAAUUCAGUCAGUGUAUGUUGCCAUAGGCUAGUCCUUGUAGUUUGUGGUUUAUUCUGCCCUUAAACCAUGCCCACUCUUCCAUUGUUUUUACACAGUCUGGAAGCCCGACACUUCAUGUUGUCUGCUAAACUCCCAGAUUGAAGACUUAGAGGGCAAACUGUGGUUUUUGUUUUGUUGUGCUCUGAAGCCUUAUUCUAUUCCUUAUUUCCGCCUUACACACCUUCCCUCAGUUCACCUACGCACAAACCUCACAGCUGGAUUCUGAUAACUAAUAUUGUGCCUUGUUGCCCCAGUUGUCAUAGCACAUCCACAAAUGUGAGCUGUGCUGUGUGCAGUAGCAUCACCCUGAGCGGCCAUUGUAGCCCACAGCCACCAGAACAAUAUAGCAAUCAGUGAGUCUAUUGAUUGCUUUCUGUUGCCUCGAUCAGGUCAGGUCUAGGAUUUCCCACACCCACUCACCUUAUACAAACUCCCCUGCAGCUUAACAAAACCUUUCUCACUGUCUUAAUGCUUUGAUUUUUUUACUCCAAAACAUGUCUUCAUGCUUUUUUUUACUUUAUUUAAAAGUAAGUUGUUUUUUUUUUUUUAAUAACUAAUUGUUCUGGCUGUACGUAUAAAUAUCCUGUCGAAGUAACCCUAUCUAAUCACAAAACAGUGGAAUGACAUAAAGAUGAUGUUUGUAUGUAUGUAUAUGUGACGCUCUGCCGUGCUGUGCUUGGCAAAUCUAUAUCUAGAUCAGAAGCGGAGGGGCACUGCGGGUCUUGUCAGUACAGUUGAAAUGCUCCGCCAGUGUGAUUGGGAAUUUCAGGCAUCGUGUCAGUAUGUGUACUGUAAGCUUGUGUGUGUGCGUGUGGACUCCUCGGAUCUGAGAGGAGGUGACAGUUGUAGAAACAUCUCAGCCCUAUGUACUUCUGCCGGAUCCGAUGUCGCACCUGUUUUCUAACACCAAGGAAAGUGAGACCUGGGCCUUCCUAGACAAAGAAAUUACAUCUGUCACUUCCUCUUAAACACUACUGUGUGCGUGUGUGUGUUGGGGGGAGCAAGUGUAUUGUACAUGAAGGGAGAUUGCUGUCAGAAUGGGCCCCUGUAGAAUUCUAGUUAGAUUUUCACCUGCUGACGAACUGUACAGAGCUCUUGGGGAGAUACUGUCUCUCUGUGUGCUCAGAACAUUAAUGACACCCACUACUAACAAUAUUAACUGUAGCUUUGAAAUCGACGUACUAAUAUUGUAUGAAGAUCUCCUUUGAGGUUUGCACACUGUGUGAAAACCAUUUUUUUUUCUUUUUGUGUGUAUUUUUUGUGCUGUAUUUUUGAAUAAUAAAAGUCCAUGAAAUAUA